This is a messenger RNA of Lathyrus oleraceus (garden pea), 735 nucleotides long. Its product is annotated as histone H2A.1-like. NCBI's taxonomy places the organism in Eukaryota, Viridiplantae, Streptophyta, Magnoliopsida, Fabales, Fabaceae. The transcript has 2 exons. The record is from RefSeq and is a predicted model, not a curated record. Gene Ontology annotation, molecular function: DNA binding; structural constituent of chromatin; protein heterodimerization activity. Bases 130 to 582 code for a protein of 150 amino acids. Gene Ontology annotation, cellular component: nucleosome.
AAAUUCGUAUAAUGACCGUCAUGGUAUAAAACCUCGCCAACGCUUUCUCCGAUAGCAACCUCACAGUCUUCCUCACUUUCUCACAACACAUCGAAAAUCGCUUGAAGAAUCUAGUUUUCGAACUUCAAAAUGGACGCAAGCACAAAGGUGAAGAAGGGAGCAGGAGGAAGGAAAGGAGGAGGACCAAGGAAGAAAGCCGUGACCAGAUCUGUCAGAGCCGGACUUCAAUUUCCAGUCGGAAGAAUCGGUCGAUUCUUGAAGAAAGGUAGAUAUGCUCAGCGUGUUGGUACCGGUGCUCCCGUUUACCUGGCUGCCGUUCUCGAAUAUCUUGCUGCUGAGGUUCUUGAGUUGGCUGGAAAUGCAGCACGUGACAACAAGAAGAAAAGUAUCAGUCCAAGGCAUUUGUUGUUAGCUGUGAGGAAUGAUGAAGAGCUUGGAAAAUUGCUUGCUGGUGUUACCAUUGCUCGUGGUGGUGUUCUACCUAACAUCAACCCAGUGCUUUUGCCAAAGAGGAAUGAAAAUGCUGCUUCCAGUACUCCUAAGUCUCCAUCAAAGGCCAAGAAAUCUCCAAAGAAGGCUUAGAUAGAUGGCUUUAGAUUUUAGGUUUUGUUUGUUAGUUUUGGUUUUUCGUUGAUAUCUAAAAUUAGGCGCCUCUGAUGUUGAUAUCUAAAAUUUGAAUGUGUCUGUAUGCCAUGAGGAGUUUAAUUCAUUAAUGAAAAUAGUUUGUUUUCUACA